UUUAACCUUUUUGUUGUGACCACGCCCCUUCCGCCUGACACUAUAAGUCCCGCGGAUGCCCCGCCCCUUGUCAGUCGAAGUGAGAUGUGGAGUACAGUGGACUACUGCGUCUAAUAUCCAAAGAUCCGGUGGACCGAGGCGAAUGGACGUAUUUCUCCCAUCAUUCACGCACAGAUUUCUUCAUUAUUUUGCGCAUCGAAAGCAUUCAAAAUGCCUUUUCCGCCGAUAAACCUGCACUCAAGGAUAUCAUCGCCAAGAAAUGAGCUGUUCAGGAGAAAGAAGAGCAGGGACAAUGUCGCACCUCCUCAACCCACUUACAGUCAAAGGACAGGAGACGACAAGGGAUCGGAGAAAGAGAAAAUAUCCACAUCGUGGCCGUCGGCCAAUGUAAAGCUGGCGCGAAGUAAGCCGAGCAGAGUCCCUCGAGAUCCCGACACGGACAGCAAACAUUCAUGGUUGAGCGUCCCCAAACCCUUGGCUACCUCAUGCGAAAGCGUCCCACGCUCCAGUUCUGGAGAGUCCAGCCAUAAAUACGCCUCCAGGACCUCUAUAGCAAAAGAAGGUGGCGAGCAAGAGAUCCACUUCUCCCUCAGCCUGACCCCCGAAGCCAUUCUGGUCAUCCAAAAGCGCAAUCUGGAAAAGCAAAUGAUGGCCAGGCAACAGAAGUGCUGCGCGUCCGCGGACUUGAGACACCGGCGCGUUUUCCCAUCCAAGAGAGCUCAGGGCAGCUCUAAUAAUAAGAGCUCAGGACCUGUUGCCAAACUGGACGCUUCCAAUGACAUAAGCACCAUUGUGAAGAUCUCUCUCCUCAAUGAUCAGUACAAAUAUGAUGAUGUUGAGUAUGAGGAGGAGGACGGAGACGUGGACGAGACUGUCAUGAGGAAAUGUAAAGAGUGGCUCAAAGGCGUGGAAAGCGCUGCUGCUUUUGGGAAAGUUGAUAAACUGUCAUCUUUGCCUCAUCUUAAAAGUUGAUGACCCCAAAAUUAGCCUACACAAAAGAAAGGUCCACUGUGAAGACUUCAGUCCACUAGUUAUGUGUCAAACUCAAAAGCCACCUAAUUUGCUUUUAGAAAUAAUGUUGUCUGAGGGGCAUUCACACAGGACGCGUUCUUGCGUUGAAAACAGCGGGACAGAGCGCAAUGGUAUUGAAGAUACGCGUUUGUUAAUAAGUUGAACUAUUAUUAAUUGGACACGCCGCCUAAGUGACCGUUUGACGUGUAAAACAAACAACACAAACGGAACGGAGGAAGGCGCACAAUAUGGCGCGUGACUGGGCCUGGACAACUUAAAACUUGGCACGAAAAAAGAAUCAAAUGCGUCGCAUUGUUUACAUCGACCAACAUUGAAAAUAGAGAAGAUGUAAUGCAACAAGGCAUCGUAUAUGAACGUUGCAAUUCACGCAGGACAUGUAGCUAGUCGGGUUCAUAAACGCUCUCCUAAAUUUAGCCUACUGGAAUUGAUUUUUUUUUAACUUGACUCACCAUUUAAACGUGCUUGCGUAAAAACGUCCACAUAACGCAACAAUGAACGCAAGAACGCGUCCUAUAUUCGCACACAAACUCAGCUUUCUUAAUGGACUGACGGGAAUGUCUGAAUGUUUUCUGCAUUGAGAUGUAUUGCUGAUCAUCACUCAGAGAAAUUUUUUGCUGGUUACCUUUACACAAUGACUGGGAAACUGUAGUGUUUUUUGCACAUUACUAUUGUUUUCACUUUGAUGGGCUGAACGACAGAUGUGUGUUUCAAACUGGAAGUAUAUUGAAGCGAUUGACGACCCGUGAAAUGCAUCCAGAGGCCACGGUCCUUCCUUUGUGCCAGAAAACAAUAGCUGUCGAAGACGACACUGACUGAGAGACUUAAUAGACACUUAAUAUCUGACACUUGUUAAAAAAGUGUGUAAUAUGAACUGAAGGACUGUUUGAUUGACGAACCAGCCGUGUACAGUAUUUAUUUUGCAAUGUGGUGUUUAUAUGCUGUGUUGUUCCAAGUCAUUUUUAAGGCUUCUGAUAAUAAAAUCAAAAAGACAUGUU
Pimephales promelas (fathead minnow) is the source of this 2027-nucleotide messenger RNA. It is a transcript of the gene prr18, whose product is annotated as proline rich 18. NCBI's taxonomy places the organism in Eukaryota, Metazoa, Chordata, Actinopteri, Cypriniformes, Leuciscidae. The record is from RefSeq and is a predicted model, not a curated record.